Messenger RNA from Rotaria socialis, 330 nucleotides. The record is from the annotation of a GenBank genome assembly. NCBI's taxonomy places the organism in Eukaryota, Metazoa, Rotifera, Eurotatoria, Philodinida, Philodinidae.
AUGGAACUCACUUACAAUAAACAUCUUGUCUUAUUUCUGCUUCUUAUCGUUUUCAGCCAACUACUAUUUGUUUGUGCUGACAUUUCUACACAAAACGAGAAAACAAAUUCUAUUGAUUUAAAUAAACGUUAUCGCUUUGAUAAAAAGGAAGCAUCAAAACCAAUUGAAAGCCAUGAAUCACAUGAUAGCGAUGAAAAUAAUGAUGAUCAUUUACUAUUAAUGGAUAAACGAUAUCGUUUUGAUAAACGUUAUCGAUUUGACAAAAGACGUUUGGAUACGAAUACGAUUAACAAACGAUAUCGUUUUGAUAAACGUUACCGAUUUGAUUAA